AGGUUCAAUUUCUGCCGAAAACGGUCGAGUACGGUAUUACUCGAAAAUGCAAUUUGUGACUCGCCCCUAACUGAGGUCGAAACUUGUGCCCUCACUGGUGCCGAGGCCCAACCAAAUGAGUCUCUGAGUCAGGGGUCAAAUUUGAAACUGAGCAUCGCCUAGUUUUCGCUGUCCAGAAACGAGUUUCGAACAUAAAAACUUAGGCCACUUCAACAAAUUUCUGGGCCGAUUCUUUAGAAAGCGCCGGUAAUAGUAGGCAAACCUUGCCUAGAAUGGAUACGCAAUACAUCAUCCGCAAUACCUGCAGUGAUAGGGAUGGAUAAGCAGCCAGCCGCGAGAUCGUUUUAAUCACGAAUCUGGAUAGGUCAUACUACGGCUCUGAGAGCCGGGGGGUGUGUCUCGCUACUACUAGUAGUAGUACGACGAUCCCCUGCAUCAUGAUCCACGGGCGGUCCCAGCGCGUGUGAGCGCCCAAACUGCCAGGCGCCGCGGUCGUCCAGCAUCAAGUGCAACACGUGGUGCCGCAUCAAAUGCAAGACGCGGCGCAUCAUCAAAGGUUCAAAUGGAAGAAGGCGUCACACAAGCGCAUUGCGGGCCAGCAAAUGAAAAGGCUGUACUUUGUGUGCGCAUCGAAGCAAGCAACGGGCUGCAUGGCAAAGAAGAUCGAAGACCGCGUCGCUGGAGAGGCCAGGCACCGCCGCUCAAGCAGCUGCGUCAACUUGUCGAAGCAGCAUCAAGGCGCGGCCACCACCUCCAAGGCUGCCUUCAGGGCCGCUCCCUUUACAACAAGAGCAUCCAAUCCUACUGCGGGUGCUGCAGGCGCCGCUGCAUCUGCUGCUGCUUCUACCGCUGCGGCUGCCGGUGCCUCUACCACUGCGGCUGCUGCUGCGGCUGCUGCUGCGGCUGCUUUGGGAGGAUUGAAAGAGGGCGAUGUGGUUAACACUGUGGAGGAGAGGCCGCGUACUGAGAUGCGAGUGGUGGUGAGGACGACCUACCACGGCUCACAUAACCACCCGCCGCCAGCUCCCGAUGCUUCUAGAACGAACUUGAUUUGCUCCUCUUCGAGCUGCCCUGCUGCUGUGACCUGCGCCUCUGCUUCAACCUUCUCUCCGGUUACACCAGGUCAUUCUGUUUCAUCAUGGACGCCUGUGCCAGAAAGGCCUCCUGCUACUGCCUGCGCUCCUGCUACAGCCUGCGCUCCUUCUACAGCCUGUACUCCUGCUACAACCUGCAUUCCUGCUUCAAACUCUGUUCCUGCUACAGUCUGCGCACCUGUUACAUCCUUCACUCUUGUUACAUCGUUCACUGCUGCUGCAUCUUUCACUCGAGCAACAUCCUUCACUCCUAUGUCAUCCGUCACCGCUGCUACAACCUCCGCUCCUGCUACACCCUACACUCCUGCUACAACCUCUGCUCCUGCUUCAUCAUGCUCCCCUGCUACCCUUUCCCUUCCUGCUACAACCCGUGGCCCUGCUGCUGCUGCAAUCUGCGUUCCUGCCAUAACCUGCGCCCCUGCUACAACCAGCGCUCCUGCUCCUGCUACAGUUUCCGCUCCAGCUACGACUUUCACUCCUGCUAUGAGCCGUCCUCCUGCGGCACAUCACAUGCCGUUUGGAGACAGCAGCCCACCCUCAGCUCCCAGCAACGGAUGUGCCUCUUCAUCAGAUCUGCUGUAUGAUCCAAUUUCGGUGCCGUGUCUCCCCCCUACAAGUACUUCGCCUCCUCCUCCAUCUCCCUUCCCUCCGAUGCUCGACCCUGCAUUCCCCCGCCUGGCUUGUGUUGCGUCAAAUGGUCCCCAAUCUUCGCUGAAUCAAGGUACAAUUCAAGCUGGAACCUUGGUGUACACUCAGACAGCGCGAGCACGUGCUAUGGUUCGUGCUUCUACAGCCAUUACGGAUGGCGACCAGCACACUCCGAGCUUUAAUUGCCUGUCUCUGCAGGAGCACGGGUAUCAGCACCAGAAGCAGCAGCAGCAACAUCAGCAGCAUCAGCAUCAGCAGCAACAGCAGCAACAUCAGCAGCAACAGCAGCAGCAGCAUCAACAUCAGCAACAUCAACAACAGCAGCAGCAACACCAGCAGCAGCAGCAGCAGCAGCAGCAGCAGCAGCAGCAGCAGCAGCAGCAGCAGCAGCAGCAGCAGCAGCAGCAGCAGCAGCAGCAGCAGCAGCAGCAGCAGCAGCAGCAGCAGCAGCAGCAGCAGCAGCAGCAGCAGCAGCAGCAGCAGCAGCAUCAGCAACAUCAGCAACAUCAGCAGCAGCAUCAGCAGCAGCAGCAGCAGCAGCAGCAGCAUCAGCAGGAGCAGAAACAGCAGAAGCAGAAGCAGCAGCAGCAGCAGCAGCAGCAUCAGCAACAUCAGCAACAUCAGCAGCAUCAGCAGCAACAGCAGCAACAACAGCAACAGAAGCAGCAGCAGCAGCGGCAUCAGCAACAUCAGCAAAAUCAGGAGCAGCAGCAGCAGCCACGUCAAGUGCCUUCAUUUCUCCUCUGCGCGGAGCACCUCCCUCCCCUAGUGAAUGCACCCACCACCCAAGUAACCACCAGUGGCGUGACUACCACUGACACAACCACCACUGUUGUAACCAACACUGGCGUAACCGCCACUGACGUAACCACCAGUGGCGUAACCACCAGUGGCAUGAUCACGAGCUGCGUAACUACUACCAGGGUAACCAUGCAUGCACCUCAUGCCGCUCGACCUAAUGCAUACCCGCUCACUUCGGAGGCACUACCGCUGGCUGCAACCCCAGUGCUGCCUACUGCAGGUGCUGCUAGUACCGCACGUGGCUAUGAAACGACUUUUGGCUCGACUCAUAACUCAACUGCAGGGUUGUGCAAUGCAGAUACUACCAUUACCACACACGGCUAUGCCACUGGAACCGCCCCCGCUGCUCAUCCUGUCAUGGAGGGAAGUGCACGGGUCCAGAACCCCUGGGCCUGUCAGCCAGUCAACCCCAACAGUUGCAGUUCAGCAGUGCUCCUGCCUGAGUCAUCACCUCCCAAAGCUGCUUCCCUUGUAACCACCAACGCUCGUGUUACCACCACGCCUGGUGUAACUGCUGAUGAGUGUAACCCUUGUGCUAGUGCAUUCUGCCCUUUGCUAGGGCCAGCUAAUCCUGUUGCCAUGCCUGUAUGGGACAGGGUUUCGUGUCUGUCGCGUGAUGCCUGGACUGUCCAACAGAGUACAGCCCGUGAUGAGCUGAGAGAAGAUGAGGGGUUGAAAUACAGGCACCUGCAUGCUUCCCACCAGCAGCAUUUCCAGCAGCAGCAGCAGCAGCAGCAGCAGAUGGGGUCGCAGCGUCAGGAGCAGCAGCAGCUGCGGCGAGCUGUUUAUAUGGCGGACUGUGCGGGCAGCAGCCAUAGCUUCAGCAGCAGCAUCAGCAGCAGCAGCAGCAGCAGCAGCAGCAGCAGCAGCAGCAGCAGCACCUGCGCAGUGGGGCUGCCUGCCGGUCAUACAACUCUGCAUGGGGUGGUUGCUGAGGCGCCUCAGCAGUCAAUGGGGCUGUCUGCGUGGUGCACACCUCUACACGGACUGAGUACAACACCAGGCCCGGACAUGAAGACCAGCUGUGCUCUCACCAGCGCUAGCCUGAGCAUGCAUUCCUGCUUUAAGGGGGCCAGCAGCUGUGCCUACCCAGGUCAGUUGAACGGGGUUGAGAGCAACGGCAUGGGCAUGGGCAGCACGGGUAGGCGCUGCUUCACCGAUUCGUGGCAAUGCAGUGAGAUGGGUGAUGCUGGGCAUCGGGCUGAGGAGCAGGUUGGGGGUUUGGUUUCGGUUCCGAGUGGGUGCCUCGAUGAGCUGUACUUGGCCCCAGAUGAGCUGUACCUUACCCCGGAUGACAUCAGCAAGUGUGAGGUCAUGAUUCAAGGUAGCGGGGACCUGGAGAUGAUGUAUGUGCCGGCUGCUGCGAAUGCAUGCAGCAACAUGGAUUCCAUGGUGUUUGAUUGCACAAAGGAGGAGCUCUACAGGGCGCAGAGGGCACUGCAGUGAGGUUGUGGCUCUACGAGCUGAGGGUUCACCUUUCAUCUUAAGUUUACUAUGGCUUGUUUUAGUCUGACUUGUGAAGUGUUCUAAUUUGAACGUUGAUAAGUUUAUGUGUAUUCUCUAAUGGGGGGUGGGUGCUCUAUUUCGCGUUUAGGCUAUAGCACCCUGGUGUUAUAUUUGAGGACAGAAUUUUUUAGAUGUGCAUUA
This is a messenger RNA of Closterium sp. NIES-67, 4190 nucleotides long. NCBI's taxonomy places the organism in Eukaryota, Viridiplantae, Streptophyta, Zygnematophyceae, Desmidiales, Closteriaceae. The record is from the annotation of a GenBank genome assembly.